Molecule: messenger RNA, 1434 nt
Organism: Phacochoerus africanus (Common warthog)
Lineage: Eukaryota; Metazoa; Chordata; Mammalia; Artiodactyla; Suidae
Gene: MRPL38
Product: mitochondrial ribosomal protein L38
Exons: 9
Coding region: 46-1188 (380 amino acids)
Cellular component (GO): mitochondrial large ribosomal subunit
Source: RefSeq, a predicted model, not a curated record
CUGCGGGCGGCGGCGGCGGCGGCGGCGGCGCCGGCCUGAGGGAAGAUGGCGGCGCCCUGGUGGCGAGCCGCGCUGUGCGCAAGUCGGCGGUGGCGGGGCUUCAGCACCUCAGCCUCCCUGAGCCGCCGGGCCGCUCCGCUGGGGCCGAUGCCCAACGAGGACAUCGAUGUGAGCGACCUAGAGCGACUGAAGAAGUACCGCAGCUUCGACCGCUACCGGCGCCGGGCGGAGCAGGAGGCGCGGAAGCCGCACUGGUGGCGGACCUACCGGGAGCAUUUCGGGGAGGAGUCAGGUCCCAAAGACAGGAUGGACAUCGGGCUGCCUCCACCCAAGGUCUCUCGGACCCAACAGCUGUUAGAGCGGAAACAGGCCCUCCGGGAGCUGCGGGCCAACGUGGAGGAGGAGCGAGCUGCUCGCCUCCAAACAGCCCGCAUCCCACUGGAGGCCGUGCGGGCCGAGUGGGAGAGGACCUGUGGCCCCUACCACAAGCAGCGUCUGGCCGAGUACUGCGGCCUCUAUCGAGACCUGUUCCACGGUGCCACCUUCGUGCCCCGAGUCCCCCUGCAUGUGGCCUACGCCGUAGGUGAGGACGACUUGAUGCCUGUGUAUCAUGGCAACGAGGUCACUCCGACAGAGGCUGCCCAGGCCCCGGAGGUGACCUAUGAGGCAGACGAGGGCUCCCUGUGGACCCUGUUGCUCACCAACUUGGAUGGACACCUGCUGGAACCGGAUGCCGAGUAUGUCCACUGGCUGGUAACCAACAUCCCGGGCAACAGGGUGACUGAAGGACAGGAGACGUGUCCCUACCUCGCUCCCUUCCCUGCCCGAGGCUCUGGUUUCCACCGCUUUGCCUUCCUGCUCUUCAAGCAGGACAAACGAAUCGACUUCUCUGGGGACACCCGGCCCUCACCCUGCUACCAGCUUGCCCAGCGGACCUUCCACACUUUCGAUUUCUACAAGAAGCACCAAGAUGCCAUGACUCCAGCUGGCCUGGCCUUCUUCCAGUGCCGCUGGGAUGACUCUGUCACCCGCGUCUUCCACCAGCUCCUGGACAUGCGAGAGCCCGUCUUUGAGUUUGUGCGGCCGCCCCCUUAUCACCCUAAGCAGAAGCGCUUCCCCCACCGGCAGCCCCUGCGCUACCUGGACCGGUACAGAGACAGUCACGAACCCACCUAUGGCAUCUACUGACAGGCCAGAGUGCCACCCACCUCAGAGAGUAGGCUGGGCCUCUUGGGCCACCCUGUCAGGCUCUGCAGGCAGGAGCAGUAGAGAAACGAGAUACGGGCGCCAAGGGGCCAGGCAUUGGGGUUCCCAGCCCUGCCGGAGGCAGCCCCUCUGCCGCCCUCUCAGCAGGCCCAGAACUUGGAGUGAAGAAGGCUGGGCGGGCUUGGUAAGGAGGUGUCCUGAAGGCUAUGAAUAAAGAUUUUUGCGGUA